GGAAUGACCUCCCACGCGCACGCAAGGACAAUUUGUACCGGAAGCACAGUGUCCGGCGCAUUUUCCGCGUUGCAUCUCUUGAGGAGUUACAACCUCUUUGGACCAACUUCAGACUUGUGCAGAUACGAGCCAAGCAAUUCUCGAGACUACAGCUUUGGAGAUCCGAAUGUUUUAGCAAACUCCAGCACACCGGACACAACAAUCGGCCGAACACCAUCGCCAUUAACACCAUCGUCACUGUCCGCUACGUUUUCCCUUCCGGGAUCUUUGCUCCAACCACCGUUCUUAUCUGCCGUGCCACCUUUAAUGCAACCAUUAAGUGUACCACAGCCAUUCUCGAACGGUAAUACAGGCAAUAUGGUAACCCGCCAUCUUCUGAACACGAACGGCAUCACGAACGUGCAACGGCGGCCUAGAAGUGAAAAGAAACCAAUCCCGGACAAUCAGAAGGAUGAGAAAUACUACGAAAGACGUAAACGCAACAAUCAAGCAGCGAAGAAGUCUCGCGACGCUCGUAAAAUUCGAGAAGACCACAUCGCAUUGCGGGCAACUAUGUUGGAGCACGAGAACGCGAUUUUGAGGGCGCAAAUAAUAACGCUUAGAGAGGAAGCACAAUCUCUACGACAUAUGUUAAUUAAACAGCAAACGCCAGCGUUGCAGUCUAUUCAGCGUUCGAUUUCCUCCAUGACACCUAUCAGACUGUCCCCCCCACACUCUGCAGCAACUUUGGAUUGUCAGAUUUGA
Messenger RNA from Colletes gigas, 744 nucleotides. Its product is annotated as transcription factor VBP. Bases 4 to 744 code for a protein of 246 amino acids. Gene Ontology annotation, biological process: regulation of transcription by RNA polymerase II. Lineage: Eukaryota; Metazoa; Arthropoda; Insecta; Hymenoptera; Colletidae. Gene Ontology annotation, molecular function: DNA-binding transcription factor activity, RNA polymerase II-specific; RNA polymerase II cis-regulatory region sequence-specific DNA binding. Gene Ontology annotation, cellular component: nucleus. The record is from RefSeq and is a predicted model, not a curated record. The transcript has 4 exons.